CAGCAUUGUUAGGUAAUGAGCGUUAGUAGGAUUGUACUUCGUACUUUGCACACCACAAACAGAGUAAACUCCACUAAAGUAAAGAAACCUCUUCCAGUGUUAACCUUAUACACGAAGGACCCUUGCCCUCUAUGUGAGGAGGCCAAGGACAAACUGAGCCCACUUUCGAACAAAUUUCAUCUUGAAUCUGUUGACAUUACUGAGCCUGAAAACAAGAAGUGGUGGGAUUUAUAUAAAUACGAGAUCCCUGUAUUUCAUUUUGAAGGUGAAUUUCUCAUGAAACACAAGGCCAAUGUGGAACUGUUAAAACAAAAAAUUGAUGACUUUGAUAAUGCGAACAACUAGAUACCAACUUUUUUAAGUUUCCAAUUACACCAAUGACACAAAGUCGUCUUUGGAAGAUCAUACAACAUUCUAAUACAGAGGAAUUUAAUAAGUUUCUCCUUUCUGGAACUGACUGUGAUGUCACAGAGCUGCUUCAAACACCUCAUCAGAAAUCUGGGGACUUUCCUGUCCAUAUGAUGUGCAGACAUGGAAAAUUGGGGAUGUUAAAAACUUCCCAUACCUGCUGGAAUGUGACUUUAAGCCCAGUUAAUUUAGAUGGGAAAACCCCACUACAUGAAGCUGCUUGUAAUGGCCGUGCCAAUGUCGUUAAAUAUUUGCUCAAAAAUGAAGUAAAUGUGAAUCCUUUGAAGAAAGCAGGUUGGACCCCUCUAAUGAUGGCGUGCACCAAAAUCAACAACUUGCCCUGUGUAACAGCAUUGGUAAAUGCCGGUGCCAAAUUGCACUUAGUCAAUAAGGAUGGUUGGAACUGCUUCCAUAUUGCUUGUCGUGAAGGUGAUAUGGAGAUUAUUGAGUAUUUGUUUGCCACAGAACCCUGUAUUGCCAGCACAGUAAGUACAAAUGGAAGGACCCCACUACACACUUCUGCCUUGCAUGGGAAAACUGAAGUCUUAAAAUUUUUGGUCAACACUGCAAAAUCGAGUCUGGAAACAAGAGAUGUGUGCGGAAGCACUGUUCUAAUGGAUGGUGUGCGUAGUGGAAAUGUUGCUAUUGUUGACUACAUAGCUUCAUGUGGAUUGUCGUUGUUUGAUGUUGACUCAAUGGGAAGAAAUUGUCUACAUAUUGCUGCCGAAGCUAACCAGAGCGUUUCAAUUCAACAUUUGGUCGAGUCUUAUAAUUGCGAUAUAAAUGAAAGAAUUAAAGUUGAAAAUGGUUUUAAAGGUCAAACUGCUCUGCAUCUUGCUUAUAAAGCAGAUUCAGUUGAAGCUGUUGAGUGUUUAAUAAAACUUGGUGCAGAUGUGAGUGCGUUGGACAAUACUGGCCGGAAACCACAUGAAAUAAAAAGUAAAAAGACGUUUAAAUUCUCAUAAAUAAAAAUUGGUGCCAAGUAUUUA
Messenger RNA from Ciona intestinalis (vase tunicate), 1397 nucleotides. The record is from RefSeq and is a predicted model, not a curated record. NCBI's taxonomy places the organism in Eukaryota, Metazoa, Chordata, Ascidiacea, Phlebobranchia, Cionidae.